This is a messenger RNA of Pyricularia grisea, 669 nucleotides long. RefSeq lists its product as uncharacterized. Gene Ontology annotation, cellular component: Vma12-Vma22 assembly complex; extrinsic component of endoplasmic reticulum membrane. The record is from RefSeq and is a predicted model, not a curated record. The transcript has a single exon. Lineage: Eukaryota; Fungi; Ascomycota; Sordariomycetes; Magnaporthales; Pyriculariaceae. The coding region runs from base 1 to 669 and encodes 222 amino acids. Gene Ontology annotation, biological process: vacuolar proton-transporting V-type ATPase complex assembly.
AUGGACUUGGAAAUCGACAACCUCCUCGAGCGCUACCUAGGGCUGCUCGACGAGUACACUAAGCUACGCGAGACCCUAGCAACCACCCAGCGCUUGAUGUAUCAAAACAUUGCGCGGGCAAACUUCUCGGCCGAGAGGGGCAUGCGCUACGGACCCAAUCACUUUGACGAGCGCAUGCAGGCCGUCCGGAAGCUGCGGGUCGUGGAUGAUGGGCCCGGAUCGUCACCGCCCGGCGACGCCAGCAGCCCUCGGUUCGUCGUGUCCGAGCCCGAUUCGACUGCUCCCGCCGCUCCUGCCCCCGAGACCCCCGCCAAAGCCGGCGAUGACGACGGCAGAGCAGCAGAAGGAGCAGGCAGCGAGGGCGCGCAGCCCGACGCGGAAACGACCCGGGAAUCCACCGACGGCAAGACCGCCCCGGCUCGGCCCAAGGACCCGCUGCGGUGGUUUGGGCUGUUCACGCCGGCGCCGCUGCGGUCGGCCCAGGGCCAAGCCGUCCAGCUGGUCGAGGAGAUCGUCCCGAGGCUCGCUACCGUGGCGGCCGAGAUGGCAGCCGUCGAGAUUGAGGUGCGCAGGGCCAGGAAGAAGCGCGCCAAGGCCGCGGCGAGGGAAGCAAGGGACGAGCCCGAGGUCAGGCAGCCUGCGUCUGGUCCGGGGCUUGCCGUGGCUUGA